Oldenlandia corymbosa var. corymbosa is the source of this 3173-nucleotide messenger RNA. NCBI's taxonomy places the organism in Eukaryota, Viridiplantae, Streptophyta, Magnoliopsida, Gentianales, Rubiaceae. The record is from the annotation of a GenBank genome assembly.
CACAAACAUCUCCCUAAAAAUUACAUUUAAAAAACCAAAAGAGUGUUAAUAAUUUAUGGAAAAAAAAAAGACCCCAUCCGAUCUAACCAACUACUUGAGGUUAGAUUCAAGCUUAAGUAAAGAAAGAAAAACCACCUCACUAAAGUGCCAGAACAACCAAGUCCACAUCACUUCAACUUCUGUCGGCAAACACCAACCCCAUUUCAAUUCCCAAGCAGAAAAAACACGCACUCACACACUGGAGGAGAGGAGUCAAUCUUCCCCCCAUUGAACUCGAGGGAUUCUUUCAGAUUCUGGGUUCAUCACUUCUCACUGUGUGUGUGUUUGUGAUUGCCAUUGUUUUGAUUUUUGAUGCCAUUUGUGAAUAAAGAUUGAAUCUUUAAGCUUUCUGGGGGCACUGAAAGAGAUUGUCAAAUGUUAGUCCAAGAUCGUCCAAAUGGGAAACCCCCAAAACCACCCCAAAGCAUUCCCAGACCGACUUCCCAAUCCGAAGAACAAGAGCUUCUUCCAACCUCUACUAGAUUUUCCAAGCCAAAAGAUCUUAAUUUGUCCAAUUGGGUUUGUGAAAAUCUGUACAGGGUCGUGAUUAUUUUCAUUCUGGUCACCACCGUUGCGGCCCUUUUCUUUCUCAGGAAUGGGGCUUUUGGCGGCGACACCUCUGCUUUGUUAUGUAUUCAGUCUUCGCAAGCUCAUUCCAUCCAUCCUCAACUUCCUCAAGUUAACUGGAACUCUAUCAGUCCCAUUACUGAUAAGUCCUCUCCUUAUGCUAGCUUUAGAUCAGAGAAGUGGAUCGUGGUGUCAGUGACCGAUUAUCCAUCCGAUUCGCUUGUGAAAUUGAGCAAGAUGAAGGGCUGGCAGCUUCUUGCAGUGGGCAAUUCGAAGACCCCUAAAGAUUGGAGUCUUAGAGGUGCCAUUUUCUUGUCUUUAGAUAUGCAAGCGCAGCUUGGUUUUCGUGUUGUUGAUUACUUGCCUUAUGAUUCCUAUGUUAGAAAAUCUGUUGGGUAUUUAUUUGCCAUCCAACAUGGUGCUAAGAAAAUAUUUGAUAUGGAUGAUCGUGGGGAGGUGAUUGAUAAUGAUAUUGGCAAACAUUUCGAUGUUGAAUUGGUUGGGGAAGAAGCUAGGCAGGAGGUGAUCUUGCAAUAUAGUCAUGAGAAUGUUAAUAGGACUGUUGUGAACCCUUAUGUACAUUUUGGGCAGCGAUCUGUUUGGCCAAGGGGAUUGCCAUUGGAAAAUGCAGGCGAGAUUAAUCAUGAGGAAUACUAUACUGAGGUGUUUGGUGGGAAGCAAUUCAUACAACAAGGGAUUAGUAAUGGGUUGCCGGAUGUGGAUUCAGUUUUUUACUUCACUAGGAAAACGGGGUUGGAGGCAUUCGAUAUCAGGUUUGAUGAGCAUGCGCCUAAAGUAGCACUGCCACAGGGGAUGAUGGUUCCAGUCAAUUCUUUUAAUACCAUUUUCCAUUCUUCAGCAUUUUGGGCAUUGAUGCUUCCUGUCUCCGUUAGUACAAUGGCUUCAGAUGUGUUGAGGGGCUAUUGGGCACAGAGGCUUUUGUGGGAAAUUGGUGGUUAUGUGGUGGUGUAUCCUCCUACAAUUCAUCGGAAAGAUAGAGUUGAAGCCUAUCCUUUCUCCGAGGAGAAGGAUCUUCAUGUCAAUGUGGGUAGGCUAAUCAAGUUCUUGGUGUCAUGGAGAUCCAACAAACACAGACUGUUUGAGAAAAUUUUGGAUUUGAGCUAUGUAAUGGCGGAGGAAGGAUUUUGGACUGAGAGAGAUGUCAAAUUUACUGCUGCAUGGCUUCAAGAUUUGCUUGCUGUUGGGUACCAACAACCUAGGCUGAUGUCCCUCGAAAUUGAUCGACCAAGGGCAAUUAUUGGUCAUGGUGAUAGGAAGGAGUUUGUCCCUCGAAAGUUACCAUCUGUACAUCUUGGAGUUGAGGAAAUAGGGACAGUAAAUUAUGAAAUUGGGAAUUUGAUUCGAUGGAGGAAGAAUUUUGGGAACGUGGUGCUUAUAAUGUUCUGUAGUGGACCUGUUGAACGUACUGCUCUGGAAUGGAGAUUGCUAUAUGGCAGGAUUUUUAAGACAGUUAUUAUAUUGUCACCACAGAAAAAUGUGGAUCUUGCUGUUGAACAAGGCGAAUUGGACCACAUGUACAAGUAUUUACCGAAGUUAUUUGCAAGAUAUACUAGUGCAGAAGGCUUUUUAUUCCUUGAGGAUGAUACAAUUCUCAAUUAUUGGAACUUAAUGUCUGCUGACCAGAGCAAGCUCUGGAUUACAAAUAAGGUGUCUAAGUCAUGGACAACAGUUUCCGUAGCUGGCAACUCAGAAUGGUUCACACAGCAAGCCGACUUGGUAAAGAAAGUAGUUGCCAACAUGCCUGUCCAUUUGCAAGUCAAUUACAAAGAAUCCGUCAAGAGCGAGCAGACUCUUACAAUAUGCAAUUCAGAGUUAUUCUACGUGCCUCGCCAUUUUGUUGCAGACUUUGUGGAUCUCGUUAAUCUUGUUGGUGAUUUAGACAUCCAUCACAAGGUUGCGAUGCCCAUGUUCUUCAUGGCAAUGGACUCACAACAGAACUUUGACCCUGUAUUAAACUCAAUGAUCUAUAAGAGAAAGCCACCAGGUAAUUUGACAAUGAUCUACUCUGCUGAAGCAGCAGCUAUUCAUCCAUGGAACAUAUCAAGUGAGCAAGAGUUCAUCAAGCUAAUAAGAGUUAUGGCAGCUGGUGACCCGCUGUUAAUGGAGUUAGUAUAAUCAGAAUUGAAAAGGAUUCGAUGAUAUUCAUAAAACCCUAGCAAGACAGGGAAAGCUAUACACAUGAAGUUGUCAAUACCAUAUUCAGCAAUAUUUUUUUACACCAUUCUUUGGAGACUGGAAGAUGUGGGGUAGUUCUUUUGUAGAGUUUCCUGUAUUAUUGUUGACCUGUGCAUUAGAUUACUGACAGAAAAAUGGAAGAUGGAGAAGAUACAGUGCUCCUGUUUUUGUAACCUUUUUGUUUUUCUUCAUAGAAGUAUCAAAAAGUUCUUUGACAACAUUAUCUGUAAAUUUUUUGAGCUUUAUGUUGAUUGUAUAAAAUGAAUCAGAAUCUCUGUUCAGCAAAUCCCAUCUUAUACUCUUGAAGGCAUGCACAUCGAAAACAUUUGUCUCGGGCUUCCGAAAUUGAAUCUUUUCAAGUUUUACUAUCA